Molecule: messenger RNA, 743 nt
Organism: Galleria mellonella (greater wax moth)
Lineage: Eukaryota; Metazoa; Arthropoda; Insecta; Lepidoptera; Pyralidae
Exons: 6
Coding region: 88-621 (177 amino acids)
Source: RefSeq, a predicted model, not a curated record
UGAACGAGACAUUUGAACCUCUGUACUAGUGUGAUCGAAAUUAGCCGUAACAUUUAGUGAGUUCAAAACAGUUACUAACUGUACAAAAUGAAAGUUAUCGGCUUGCUGUGUUGUUUAAUAACUUUGGCGUAUUCUAAGACUUAUUCAAAGGGUUACCACGGUCCAAGAAGAUGUGUCAACGUGUGGGAUGAAGGCUGUAUCAACGGUCAGCUUAAUGGUGCAGGUGGUGAUGAUGAUUAUCUGAGCAACGGAUUCACCCCCGGCAAACGUUGCGUUAACAUGUGGGACGAAGGAUGCAUCAAUGGACAGCUGCCUGGCGCUGGUGGCGAUGACGGCUACUUGAACGGUGGCUUCAAUCCUGGGAAACGUUGCGUUAAUAUGUGGGAUGAAGGAUGUAUAAAUGGACAGUUACCUGGAUCGGGUGGCGAUGACGAUUACCUUAACGGCGGUUUCAACCCCGGUAAACGGUGCAUCAACUUGUGGGAUGAAGGUUGCGCCAACGGACAACUUAAUGGAGCAGGUAGCGAUGACUCUUAUCUGGGUGGCGGUUUCAAUCCAGGCAAGAGAUCGCUUCAUGAGAUUUUGGCAAAACUACAAAAGGCCCACUCGAAGAAGCAAUAAAAUUUUUCCUUUGCUGUUUAAUAAUUUUCAUAUUUUUUUUUUGGAAUACAAGUAGAUCUGUCUUAUUAUUUAUGCUAGUCUCAUCACUGUAUGUAUUUAAAAAUAAAAUAAUAUAAAACGCC